Molecule: messenger RNA, 1236 nt
Organism: Parnassius mnemosyne (clouded apollo)
Lineage: Eukaryota; Metazoa; Arthropoda; Insecta; Lepidoptera; Papilionidae
Source: the annotation of a GenBank genome assembly
AUGCUGGUUACAGUGUUCACCCUUACAUUUAGUGCGUUAACGAGUGCACACGUCUUGCAGAAAGUUGAGCUGUCCGAUGAGAAGACGCCGUACGAUUAUGUAAAAGAGCAUUUAGACAAACUAAGUACAGAUGUUAGAUCCGGUUUACCAUUGUCAAGUUCCUACGAAGUUGAAGAAAGUCAAGACUACCCCGACAUUGUUAAAGGCGCUGCAUCCACAGUUUUGAACACUGUUACUGGAGUCGGUGGUGUCGGCCUGGGUCAAGGAUUAGGCUUCAAUGGGCUAGGAGGUUUUGGCGGUAUUGGAGUUGGACAGGGAUUAGGAAUUGGUCUAGGAGGAGUUGGCGGCCUCGGUGUGGGCGGUGUUGGAACUGGCGGAAUUGGAUUAGGCAAUGGAGGUAUUGGCGUUGGUGGUAUUGGAGGGGUAGGUAUUGGGGCAGGUGGUUCUGGUCUAGCCAAUGGUGGCUUCAUAAACCCUGGUCUUGCUGGACUGGGAGGCUUCGGAGGUAUUGGUGUCGGGAAUGGCCUUUUAUACCAUCCUAUCCUGGGGGCAGUUGGAGGGGGUUAUGUAGAUAAGAAAGCUUACGACGCUGCACAGAAAAAAGAUGCUGAUGAGAACGUUGAAAAAAUUGAAAAGAAAGUAGAAGAAGAAGCGAAACAUGGGCAGGAAGGUUUCCAGCAAGCCGCGGCGGCUGCAAAGACGGAGAAAGGAGAAUCUAGUUUUUAUAAAGACGAGGAAGCCAAGAAGAAAGCAGCGGACGACGAGAAGUAUUACGAAGGGGGCCAAAAGUUCGACAAACAAGGUGCAAACGAGGAACAGGUCAAAAAAGCUAAAAGUCACAAGAAAGGUCAUGUGAGCAAAGGCUUCAAAUCAUCGAGUAGUAAGAACGAAGAAGAGAAAUCAGAAAGCUUCUACGAUGAGGCCCAUGACGAAGCUGAUCACAGGAUCGCGGGACAGAAUGCUGGUUCCUUUGGGGAGAAGUCACAACAAGGAUUCAAGGGCGCUCAUGAAGAAAAGAUCCUGGAUGCCAAUUCUCAAGGAAAGGAAGGACAUCACGUUUCUGAGCAUAAAGUUGAUGAUGCUAAGGCUAAUAAGGGCGAAUUUCUUCAAAAAGGUUACAAAGGAGGCGCCGAACAAUUGGAGAAAUUCAACAAUUUGGGUGCCCAAUCUGUCCAUGGUCAUCAAGAGGCGACCGGCGGUUACCAAGAGAAUAAAGGAAUACUGCCCAUACAUUAA